Messenger RNA from Elaeis guineensis (African oil palm), 1747 nucleotides. RefSeq lists its product as uncharacterized. NCBI's taxonomy places the organism in Eukaryota, Viridiplantae, Streptophyta, Magnoliopsida, Arecales, Arecaceae. The record is from RefSeq and is a predicted model, not a curated record.
AAAAAGCAUCGUCGGACGCCAAAUUUUAGCGUCGCUCACACCAUCGACCUCUGGCCGCCGUGUUGUUCCUUUUCCGACCCAGUGAAGCCAUCCACCGCCCCUCCUCCUCUUAAAAGCGUCGACGCCCACGUCUUCGUCUUCGUCCCCUCCCCCUCCUCCGCAUCCUCGUCUUCGUCUUCAUCUCCGGAAGCCGAAGGGGUAGCCGGUCCUCGAUCUGGUCCUCUCUUUUCCUUGGAGAAAUGUAAGAAACUUUUGAGGGGAUUUGGAGGGUUUGAGCAAUUAUAGUGUAGAUCUGUGGAUUUGUGAGCUCUGGAGUGGUGGAAUCGCGAAGAUGCCUCCGCCGGCCCUCCGCGCCCCACCCUCCCCCACGAUCCGACGAAUCCCUACUCGCCUCAACAACUCCAACACCGUAGAUCUCAGUCCUAAACGCGAUGACGCCGGCCUUUGUCUUUGCCGGAGAAAGGAAGCAAAUACCGGCCGGAAUUGGACGACUACUCACUAGAUGAUGAUAUGUUGUAAUUCAUAAUUCUGGAUUCAGAGACUUCCUGUUGAAGCCAGAGCUCCUUCGCGCAAUCGUAGAUUCAGGGUUUGAGCAUCCUUUUGAAGCUUGACGAGCCACAGCAUGAGCUUCUUGCUGAUGACCGAGAUGAUAAUGUUAUUGUAGGUGAUUUGCAGAUUCAGGAUGGCCGGGGACGAGUGAGGACGAGACGUGGACCGACAUGAGCUAGGGACAUAUAGCAGCUCGGUGAGGACUAAAUUUGUGAUCCCUCCAGAGAGCCAUGAUUGGGUAAUAAAGUCCUUCAAUCGUAAAUGGAAAAAACAUAAGACCAAGUUAAAGAAGGAUUAUAAGAAGGAGGGUAUGACAGAGGAUGAGGUUGCUCGUACCUGUCCUCCCAAUGUAUACCCUCAUCAGUGGAUUGAGCUUGUACACUAUUGGUUUUUGGAGAGAGGACAGACAUACUCCAAUAUUGGCAGAGCUGCACGAUCGUCUUAUUUGGUGCCUCACACAUCAGGUUCUAAGAGUCACGCGAGGCUGAAAGCUGAAUUUAUGGAAGAAUAUGGGAGGGAGCCUGGUGAGGUUGAAUUCUAUAGGGUGACUCGUACCCAUCAAGAUGGCAGCUUUGUACGAGAGGAGUUUAGAGAGCUGAUCGAUAGGGCAACCAUGCUUAUUGCAGAGCGUACCGACGAGUCAUCAUCAUCUACGGAGUGUAGUCGCAUUGAGGCCCAGGUAUUCACUGAGCUUAUGGGAUCAGAGCGUUAUGGUCGAGUGAGGGAUUAUGGAGUUGAAGUCACCUCUAUUCAGUUAUCUGCGAUGAGCAGAUAUACUCAAGAGUGUAGACAGAAUGAUAGCACUACAGAGGUUCGUAGGCUAGAGAUGCAGUUACAGGAGAUGAGUCAGAGACAUGACCUACAGAUGGAGGAGCUGAGACAGAGCCAUCAGAUAGAGAUAGUGUCAUUGAGGACUCAGGUUGAUCAGAUUAUAUCUUUUUUCCAUGGUUUUGCCCCACAUCAGGGUCCCGAUACUUCUAGUAGUUGCCGAGAUGGUGAUACCAUGCACAAGUGUAGCAAAUUUUGGUGUUAUGGUGUCCUUCCCAACUGAUAUGUUAUACUACAAAAUUAUGACCUAAUUUGUGUCUGGGCAUGAUGGAUAUGGUUGUUUGUUAUGAUUGACUAACAGGUAUCUUUUUAAGGACAUAUCUUUUUUUUAUGAACUUCAAACUGAAUCAAAUGGAUUUUAUUUAUUUCA